GGUCAAAGGCGCACAUGUCACACCAAAAUCAUCUCUUCGAUUUCAUCAAAACCAACACCCAAAUAUCUACCUUUAUCGUUAUCGUUUCUCUCUCCCCAAAUCACCGAUUCAACUCGCAAACGCCAUGGCCAAAUCUCUCUUCUUCUUCUUCUUCUUCAUGUUCCAUCUAACCCUCUUCAUCUCCAUAUCCUCUUCAACCCCUAACCCUGACAAUUCUUCUUCUUCAUUAUCAUCCACCCCACUAACCGCUCACUCUGUACUUACCCACCAUGGUUUUCCGAUCGGACUACUCCCCACCGAUGUCCUUUCCUAUGACCUGAACCAUACUUCCGGCGAGUUCUCCGUCAACCUAGGCUACCCUUGCCGCCUCAUCCUUCCACCUGAUAACUACCUCGCUACCUACUCGAAGAAAGUCACUGGUAAGUUAGUUCAGAACCGGAUUUCGGAACUCAAUGGAAUUAGGGUUAAGGCUUUCUUCCAGUGGUGGGGAAUUACCGGAAUUAAAAUUAACGGUGAUGAUUUGGUGUUUGAGGUUGGGAUGGUGACUGCUAAGUAUCCUUCCAAGAACUUUGAUGAAGUUCCUCAAUGCGUAGGAAAAAAACAUUCGUCUUCUUGAAAGGUAAACAGUGAUGAAUCUAUUUUCCUGAAAAGAAAGAUUUAAAGACGAUAUGCUUUUAAACCAAAAAAUUUAAAUCUUUAAUUUCAUUGCAGGCAUUCUGAUAACUGCUGCAUUGUUGGAUUAAUUUAUUGUAUGAAGAAUUCUCUCUUAUUAUGCAAGAGGAAGUAUGAAGGAGUUAUCAGCAGUUAUUUAUUCUGAAAAAUUAAGGUUACAAACAAUAUCUAUGUCUUUGAUGUUAUGUUGUUCUGCUGUAAAGAUAGAAAUGUACCUAAAUGCAUAAACGUUGUUCUUAAUUUGUUUAGUAUUAAAGAUGUUCUACAAUUA
Lactuca sativa (garden lettuce) is the source of this 943-nucleotide messenger RNA. Its product is annotated as DUF538 family protein (Protein of unknown function, DUF538). The record is from RefSeq and is a predicted model, not a curated record. NCBI's taxonomy places the organism in Eukaryota, Viridiplantae, Streptophyta, Magnoliopsida, Asterales, Asteraceae.